AUGGAUAUCGACAAAGUCGAUUUUGAUUCUGAAAGCGCUUUCUAUGAGCUUAUCACGAGCCAUACUUUAGAAGAAUUAUUAUCACUUGAGAACAAUUUAUCUUCAGAAAUUAGGACACUUGAUGGAAAUAUGCAAACUUUAGUAUAUGAAAAUUAUACUGUAAUGGAUUGAACUGAUAUUAAUUUAUCUAACUCCCCCCCCUUUAAAUUGGAACUAAAAAUUUUGUUCCAAUUUAAAGAGGGGUUAAUUUUUUUUUUUAAAAAAAUUAUCCAUAUAAAAUUUUUAUAAAAAACAAAAAUUUAUAUAAAAAUUUAAAAAAAAAAAAUUUAUCGAAUUAGAUCAAUAAAUUUGUCUGAUGAAAUGCUAUUUACUCUUUAUCCUUUAAAACAAAGCAAGAUAUAACUAAAUUUAUAUAUUAGUUAAUACGCCACUAUUAAUUGGUAUCAAAAUUAUUUACACAAAAAUUAUUAUUUUUAUUGAUAAAAAAAAAUUAAAAAAAAAAAAAAAAUUUAGAAAAUUUAUCGAUCAAAGUGCUAAUUUUGUUUAAAUAAGAUGUUAUUUAUGCUAUAUUCUUUAAAUUAAAGCAAUAAAUAAGUAAAUUUUAAAAUUUUAUAAGGAAUUCGCAUUGAAUUUAUAUCAAAAACUAUUUAAAUAAAAAAUAUCAUUUUUAUCAAAAAAAAUAAAAAUUUUUAAAAAAAAAAUUUAAUUUUUUUUUUAAAUUUAACAAUUAAGGAUAAUAAAUUUAUUUAAAUAAGAUGCUCUUUAUACUAUCUUCUUUAAAAGAAGAGCAAGGUAUAACUAAAUUUUGAAUUUUAGUUAAGAAGAAACAUUUAACUUAUAUCAAAACCUUUUAGAUAAAAAUUAUCUAUGAUUUUUUAUUAUAAAAUUAAAUUUUGUUCAAAUUUAAAGGGGGGUAAAUUUACCAAAAAAAGUGGAAAUUUUACCUAUAUUUUGUUCCAAUUUAAAGGGGGGGGGAGUAAGUAAUACUUAUUUUGCAUAAAAUUAAUAUACUACUAAAUUAAAUAUUAAUAUGGAUUUAAAUAUAGCUCAAUAUACAACAAAUUCAUAUCAGCUACUGACACAAUAAAAUCAAUGAAAUCCAACGUCGAGAAAAUGGAAGACGAAAUGAAAAGGCUCGAAGAAAGCAUGAGCAAGAUCCAAGGCUUGACUGAAAAAGUAGACGGAGUCUUAGGACUAAAACAGCAAGAAAUCAAAAAAUUGGUAGGAAUUCAUGAAGAGCUGCAGAAAAUUAAAUUCAUCUGUGACUUGCCAGCUCUUUUGAGAUCCGCAAUUGAGAAUAAUUCUGAUAAAAAUAAAGUUGUAGAUUUUCACCAAGCAGCAGAAAGCUAUCAUGACUCUCAGUCCUUUUUGCAACAGCAUAAAACUGACACUUCUUAUGCUUCUAUCUAUCAAGAAACUAUGGAAUGCACAGAAACAAUCAAAAAAAUCUUAUGAAGCAAGCUGCAAGACUCAAACUUGCCUGCUCACUUAUUUACGAAGUACAUAAAAGAAAUGGCAUGGCUUGGAGAUGAGUCAGAAAAGCUGCCGACUUUGUUUUUCAAUUAGUAUUUUUUACAUAGCCAUAAGAGUCACAUAAUUUCGACACUAAAAAAGUUGUAUGAAAAAGCGACUUUGUCUGCAAAAUCAACCCCAAUUAUGCCUAUGGCAGAUUCCUACAGCUCAAUUCAAAGCAUUGACCAAGAUAUCAGAGUAAAUAUAAACGAAACUGACAGAGAAUACUCUAUAAAAGAAGGUUCUUUCAGCUGGUAUAUUUUGGAGGUCCACGAACAAGGGAUCCCUCAAUUUGUGAAUUCACUGGUCUCUUUUAAUGAAAUUUUCAGUGAAAAACAGAAAAACUUGAUGAUAAAUUACGUGAGGGACGUGCUUACAAUAUAUAUCAACAAUAUUAAAAAUAAAUUAAAAGAAGUCAACUCAGAGCUGGGACCUUUUACGAAGGCUCUUCAUAUAGUAAAUUCUGACAUGAAGCAAAUCAAAGCAUUAGUGGCUUCUAGCAGCCAGUUCAGUGUAAGUGAUAAGUUUUCGGAGCUAUUUGAAUUCACCAUUAGGCAUGAGGUCGAAAAAGUCAUAGAAAAUUUGCAAGGAAACUUAGUCAAUUUUUUAGAGAAUAUUAGCAGAGAUAUAGAAAACUCGACUGAAGGACUGCCUGAGUCCAUUGAAGGACCUACAGACAAAGCGGUUUAUGAUAUUAUGUACUCUGUAAUUGCGUCUGUAAUAGAACUGGAACCACUAAUAGAGUCGUCAAAAUCUUAUUUAACGUCUGGGAUCAUGUUUGUGUCACUAAUAGUGUCACAUUUAAUCCAAUUUUUCCAGUUUUUCAAGCAGGCAGUCUCAUCUUUUUCAUCAAGAUAUGCAGGCAAUGAUCCUUCUCUAUCAAGCUUAUACAAAAUUAAUAAAAGCGGGACAUUUUUGAUAGCGCUUCUCAAAAUUUCAAUUUCUCUAGAAGAAAACGGCCUCCCCAAGCUUCUCAGCACUAUAUCAAGCUCCUAUUCAGACCUAGGAAUUUCAAAGCCAGAAUUAAAUGACAUCAUCCAAAGGGUCGCAAAGCCAGAGCUACUUAUCACUUUAAAACAAACUCAAGAAGACCUCUUAACGAUCUACAUUGAGCACUAUGGAAAGCUCUUUUCUGACAUGCUAGAAGAAUACGCUAAUAUUAAUUGACUAAUAGACACAGAGCCAAUUGAUGUACAUCCAGUAAUUUUAAUAUAGAUAAUCGUGCAAAUUAUAGAAAACUUGAAAAUCGCCAAAAAGGAACUGAAAGUCUUUUUUAGGGGAGAACAAGCACUUAAUCAGAGAUUUAAGAGAAAAAGGGCUAAGCAUAACGUAGAAUUGGAAAUGGAAAGACUUUUCGCAAGAAAAGCGAAAACUUAUGAAAAUGUAAAAUUUGAGCUGAACAGCAUUUUAAGCAGCAUUGUGAAGCUGACGUUUAAAAGCAUGUAUGAAGAGCUGAGGAUGAAAGAAUUUGGCACUGGAGGAGUCCAGCAAAUAGAAGUCGACUCUAGCUUCAUGGGAAGCUGCAUUGACGAAAUCGUCGCUAUGGAUGAUAACGACAUCUUAUCUGGAUACGUCCACGAAGUAAACUUCACCGUUUCCAAUCGCAGCACGCAGCCUGUAAGCCUUCAAAAAACUUUACUAGAGAGCAUUGUGGAAAAUAAAAAAGAACAACUAAACAUUAAAAGUAAAUCUUAG
Messenger RNA from Blepharisma stoltei, 3207 nucleotides. The record is from the annotation of a GenBank genome assembly. NCBI's taxonomy places the organism in Eukaryota, Ciliophora, Heterotrichea, Heterotrichida, Blepharismidae.